AUGUCAGCCUUCUUGUUCGACCGUCAGAAGCUCCCGCAGCUCAAAGAUAAAGUCGUUGUACUAACAGGUAGAUCCACGUACCAACUGCUGCGGAACAGAAAUUUUACUAACAUCCCUACUGGCGGCGCCAACGGUAUAGGUGCGGAAACGGUGAAACUGCUUAGCUCCCAUGGAGCAAAAGUGGUCUUUGGCGAUAUUGCUAAAGAACAAGGGAUGACCCUCGCAAACUCUCUAUCUCCUAAUGUCUGUUUUGUUGAGACCGAUGUGACUUCAUAUUUAUCGGUUCUGCAGCUAUUUCAAAAAGCUUUUGAGCUUUAUCAACGUGUUGACAUUGCCGUCUCGAACGCCGGUCUUGGGGAAAAACCGGAGUGGUUCGAGCCGUCCAUGAACCUUGUCAGCGUGCAAAAGGAGCCAAAUACAGUCACCCUUGAUGUUAACUUGAGAGGCUCCUUAUUUUUUGCUCGCGUGGCAACUGUAUAUUUACGCCAAAAUGCCGCAAGAGAAGACAAUAAGUCGCUGAUACUUCUUUCGUCAGUAGCCGGAUUUGAAGAGAGUCCAGGCAUCUUCGUGUACCAGGCUGCCAAGCAUGGUAUCAUCGGUCUAAUGCGAAGUUUGAGGAAAUACUCCUCUACUGUUUAUGAUGAGGCAAACAUUCGAGUAAAUUGCGUUUGUCCAUGGGCAACGAAGACAGCCAUGAUCCAAGAAUUCCAGACUGCGUGGGAAAAAGAAGGCCUCCCACUAAACACCUGCCUUGACGUGGCCGAAGUUGUCGCGGCCAUUGCGCUGGAAGGAAAUUUGAAUGGAGAGAGUGUGUAUGUGGAAGGUGGAAAUUCGUGGCUCUUUGAGGAGAACCUCCAACGCCUUCAGCCUCAAUGGCUCGGUGAAUCAGCCUUCCAGAAUUUAAUGAAAGGACAAGCUUAUCUAGCCACAGUAUGA
Molecule: messenger RNA, 936 nt
Organism: Trichoderma breve
Lineage: Eukaryota; Fungi; Ascomycota; Sordariomycetes; Hypocreales; Hypocreaceae
Product: short chain dehydrogenase domain-containing protein
Exons: 1
Coding region: 1-936 (311 amino acids)
Source: RefSeq, a predicted model, not a curated record